Diaporthe citri is the source of this 291-nucleotide messenger RNA. RefSeq lists its product as uncharacterized. NCBI's taxonomy places the organism in Eukaryota, Fungi, Ascomycota, Sordariomycetes, Diaporthales, Diaporthaceae. The transcript is spliced from 5 exons. The record is from RefSeq and is a predicted model, not a curated record. The coding region runs from base 1 to 291 and encodes 96 amino acids.
AUGAAGCUGCAUUACAUCGGCGUUAUCCGGAACGAGGGCACGCCCUCUCACGAGCUGGUGUCCGAGAAGGAGCUCAGCGCCUACUCCCGCUUCACGAGACAAAACUAUGGAGAAUUCAUGACGGUCUUCGCCAAGACGGUGGCGGAAAGGACAAAGCCCGGUCAACGACAGGACGUCGAGGAGCAAGCAUACGACAUGGACGACAUGGACGACAUGGACGACAUGGACGACAUGGACGACAUGGACGACAUGGACGACAUGGACGACAUGGACGACUGCCGGCAACACUAG